CCCUGAACGGAAGCAGUUUUCCAUUGUUUCCGGACAAACAAGUGAGAGUCACCAAGAACAUUUCCACGGUGGAUAAGCACCAGAGUGCCAACAUUUUAUCAGGCAUCAGUGACGUGCUGGGACUGUCCAAGCUGGUGUCCAGCCGAAACAAUCAAGAGGGCGAAUCCAAGUUAUCCAAAUAAACGUUGUAUGUUGGUGUAAGAUUAAAGCGAUUUUGCUGUU
Messenger RNA from Dendroctonus ponderosae (mountain pine beetle), 222 nucleotides. RefSeq lists its product as uncharacterized. Lineage: Eukaryota; Metazoa; Arthropoda; Insecta; Coleoptera; Curculionidae. The record is from RefSeq and is a predicted model, not a curated record.